AUGUUGCUAAGUUCCAUUUCCAGCACCAAGAAGUUCUUUCAAAAGACUAUAAAGAACUUCAAGUCUUUCUUCUCCCCCGGUUAUCAAAGGCUUCCCAAAGCUUCUCCACAUUCUGUAUCAAGUGCCAUGGACAUGACCAGUAACACAAGUUAUCAAGACAUGGAGAAAUUGUACACUGACUUCUCAGACCAAUGGGAGUCAGAAACUGAGAAAGCAAGGAGAAGAAUCAAGAAGAAAGCUGUAUCUAGGUUGCCAUCAAAGCAAGAAAGUGAAGUCUAUAGUGGAAGCUACAUUAGCUUGUCCAAUGCAAGCCAUGCUCAGAAGAAGAACAAGGUGGGGAAAAAAGAGGAAGAUGAUGGAAACAACCAAAACAACAAGAGGAUCUUAACUCUUGAAAAGGGAAGGCAUCAGAAAGAGUCGUCAUUCAUGUCUAUGUGUAUGAAAGAGCACAGAUACUGCAUGGUGGAACAGAAACUGAGGGAGUUGGAGAUGUUGGACAUGAGCAACGUUGAAUAUAUAUUGGACAUUGAAGAGGUUCUUCAUUAUUAUUCUAGACUCACUUGUCCUGCAUAUCUUGAUAUUGUGGAUAAAUUCUUCUUGGAAAUGUACUCAGAGUUGUUUGGUCCAUCUAUGAGGCAUGCUUCACCUUGCAGUGUUAACUCUAGGAACAAGCUAAGAUAUCAGUGA
Molecule: messenger RNA, 687 nt
Organism: Sphenostylis stenocarpa
Lineage: Eukaryota; Viridiplantae; Streptophyta; Magnoliopsida; Fabales; Fabaceae
Source: the annotation of a GenBank genome assembly